Messenger RNA from Prorocentrum cordatum, 2004 nucleotides. NCBI's taxonomy places the organism in Eukaryota, Dinophyceae, Prorocentrales, Prorocentraceae. The record is from the annotation of a GenBank genome assembly.
CGCGAGGGUUGCAGGACCCCUUUUCCUCAGGACCCCUUGCCCCCACGGCGAGGGGAUAGUCUAAAGCCUAUCCAGAGGUGGCUUAACGGGGGUCAGCACAGCAUGCACGGCCUGGGUGAAACAAGACAGCGACGGCCGAGCGUGACGGCGACGAAGCCACCGAGGAUGCCUGGCGUCCUCCGCGCCACCUUUGCCGCGAUGUGGCCAGCGCAGUAAGGCCGUGCUACGUCCACACUGUGGAAUGAGAACAAUAGAUUUGGACUCAGAGGGGCCGCCACCUAGCGUCGACCGACGUCCACCGCGGCGCCGUAUGGACAGUCCCAAGCCAGCGCAACGAAGCACCACGGGCGGGCCCGCCUGGGACUGGCGUAGCCCAACCGUUAGGCGGGACGUCGGCCCAGGCUGCGCCGGACGGCAGCAGUGCCACUUGAGUGCAGCCCUCGCUGCGCUGAGCCCGCCGCUCGGCAGGGCUUAAAAGAAAAACAAGACCGGGACGCUCCGCCACUGUUUGACUGCUGGCGUCGCCGCGGGCGGCCUCGCGGGCCGGCGCGAGCGCGGACGCGCGCGCGCACCGCAUGCAAGCCUGCGGCCCUCGCGCUCGGACUGAGACUGAAUCUGAGCAGGGGCGGGUUAACUGCCCGCGUCCUGAUGCGCCCAAUGCGCGCCAUAGAUGAUGGAGUCUUGGAGAUAGGCACCAACGCCGACACAGGGGGAUUGCCUCGACCGAUGGGAGAUUAUCAUAUAUGUUGAUGUCAGUGGUGAUGCUUCGGUCGCCCAUGGGAAACCGAAUAUGACCACCUUCACCGAGAUCGGGAUCAUCUUCCUUCGGUGGAGCCACACUGCCUAUAUGUGUGCUGAUGUCACAUCCAGGCAACGGGGGAUACUCGCGCUGAGAGGCGUCAGCGAUGAAUCCCGCCCACUACUGUUUUACUCGGUCGCCAUGCCGAACUCUGACAGUCCGCUCCUGCAAUCACGUCCUUUUCGGCUAUCUCGGUCGCCUGGUCGAACAUUACGGAGCAUCCGCUCCUGCGAUCAUGCCCUUCUCAUCGGCCUCGGCCCCCUUGUCGAGCUCUACGAUCCUGCGCGUGAUUUGGAUGGGCGGCUCGGGGAUGGCGAAGGCAGUGGUCGUCGCGAGGCAGCACAUCCAUGCGGCGUCCAUCACCUGGAGCACCUGCCACGGGAGGAAUGGGUCGAAGCCGGUGCGCGCCUCAGACUUGUCCACGACGACGUCGGUGAAAUAAAGCAUGGGCAACGUUGCCGUGACCAAACCGUAGACGACCACGUGGGCGGUGUGCUUCCGCUUGACCCGCGCGCGUUGAAGGGGCGUGCCGAAGGCGCUCUCCACGUAGUUGCCCAGCGUGCACAAGUAGCGGCACAGCACGCAGACCGUGAAGAUGACAAGGUGCUCCUCCCAUCUGCCGUCGUGCGGGCCGACCGACCAGAGCAACAGCCAGAGCACGGACGCCGCCCCGUGCAGCCACGUGGUAACAAUAGCGAAGUGCUCGGCCCAAGAUGUAUGCCCAUCCUUGGGGAGCGGGGAUGUACCGACCCCGCUGCCCCCCGUAACACCCUCAAGUCGAGGAGCAGUCUGACACCGCGGCAACAGGGGAGUACCGGGCAAGCAAGCGGCGCGCGUGCCCUGCGUUUUGCGCGAUCAGGUGGCGAGGAGGCUGGGGCCAGGCCUCCUCCUCCUCCUCCUCCUCCGAGGGAGGAGCGACGAAGGAUGGCCCCACACGAAAAGGAAGGGCUUCGAGGCUCAGGGGAGCGAGGGGCCGGGGCCCGGGGAGGGGGUGGUGCGAACGACGACCUCCCCGCGAGCAAGCGGCGCGCGUGCCCUGCCCUCGCUCUUGGCAUCUGCAGCCUCGGGGAUCUUCUGACCCGGGUCAGUCCAGACCCGGGUCAGCAGGAAACCAAAAACUGCGAUGCAGGACAAAAAAACUGCAACGCAGGUCUUCGCAAACCCGGGUCAGCCAAUGUGUGCGGCCGCCUCGCGGCCACGAGCGG